Molecule: messenger RNA, 2738 nt
Organism: Nematolebias whitei (Rio pearlfish)
Lineage: Eukaryota; Metazoa; Chordata; Actinopteri; Cyprinodontiformes; Rivulidae
Gene: nek1
Product: NIMA-related kinase 1
Molecular function (GO): protein kinase activity
Source: RefSeq, a predicted model, not a curated record
GGUACUCGACAAAACCUGGCUGCAAUCUAUGGGAGCCGGGCUGGUGCGGCUCGGUGUAGGCGACCAAAAGUCAACAAAGAGGAGGAGGAGUACUUGGCAAGACUCCGGCAGAUUCGUUUGCAGAACUUCAAUGAGCGUCAGCAGAUCAAAGCCCGACUGAGAGGAGAGAAGUAUGACAGCGAUGGCUCAGAUAGUCAGGAGUCAACUGAGGAGGCAGAGCUCAGAAGAAGGAAGAUAGAGGCUUUAAAGGCUCAAGCUAAUGCCCGUGCUGCUGUUCUGAAAGAGCAAUUGGAGAAGAAGAGACGACAAGCAUAUGAGAGAGAAAAGAGAGCCUGGGAGGACCAUCUUUCUGCAGCUCGAGAUGUGAAGUUGGGUGUUGCAGGUGGAAGCGCAGCAGCAGACGCAUCAUCUACCUCUUAUAACCCUCUUCCAGAACCUAACCCCUCCCAACAAGACCAGUCUGCCAAAGCUUCAGCCCUGUCUGCAUCCCAACACCUCACCCCAGCUAUAUCCAUGACUGCUGCUCUGAAGAACGUUGGAGCGAUCACAUCACUGAAAGAAAACUUGAAAGAACCAGAGAUGACGACUGUGAUCCAGAGUGAGAAAAAGCAGAUUCUGCGCAGGCUUAACCAGAACCUAAAAUCUCAAAGCCCAGCAGACGAGGUGGAGGGGUCUCUUGCCCCUGCAGAACCGAACCCUGCAUCCCAGCAGAAUCAGUCCGAAGCUGACAAAUGUCCCUCUUCUAUUGGAGAUGGGAAGAAGUGGGGAGCAGCACAGCUACAUGUACUUCCUGCAUCUGAUCAAACCUUCGGAGAGAUUGAUGCCACUGCAGCAACAUUUCCAGAGGACAGGCCAUCCUCUGGUGGGGACAGGAAGAAGUGGGAGGCAGGCAUUCCACUCAUUCUCCCUGUAGCACAACAAACUUUAGAGGAAAUGUGCGUGAAUACCAUUGAUCAAACAGUAGGUGAGGUCAUACAGAUGGGCGAGCUUCAAGCAGAGGGUCCUAGGAAGAUGUGGGAAGCAAGUCCAGAGUGUCAGGUGCUGAGAGCACUUCAGGAGGCGGAGCUUCAGCCGCUCACCCAGAACCUAGAGACUGGCUCUUCAUCUGAAAAUGUGUUUUCUGCUAUUCCCGCAGCAGCUGAUGUUGAGAAAAUGCCCAGAGAAUCGUUGACGUUGUUAUCUGUGGAUCAGAACUCGGCAGCUCCAAACCAGGAUUCAGAUCAGAACUUGCCUGUGUUACAUGCACCACUGCCUCCCACUUCGACCGAUCUUAAGGAUUUAGGCACUCUGGAGUCAGUGCUUUUGGAGGAGAGUCCCACACAAGCCUCAAACCCUCUGGCUGGUGUGCAGCAAGCGUGGGAGCAGGAACUGCAAAUGCCGCCUGAGGGCAUAACAAGACCAACAGACACCAAGGAGACUGAGAAGAGUGCAGAGAAACCAACUGAAUCAUCAUCAUGUUUAGCUCAGUAUGAGGAGCCACUCUUCAUCAAGUGCUCGCCGGCUCAUCGACGCACUGCAGCCCUCGCGGUCCUCUCUGCCCAGUCGUCCAUGGAUGAAUCAUCCUCCUCUCUGGCCUCUCGCUCACGAUCUGUCUCACCUCUGCGCUCCAAGAACCAGAAUGCCCUCCUGAUUGGUCUCUCUACGGGCAUGUUUGAUGCCAACAACCCAAAAGUGCUGCGGACAUGCUCCUUACCAGACCUCAGUCGGCUCUUCAGCUCACAGCACGACUUUGACUUGACUAGCAAAGCUAAUGUGGCUCCACACAAAGACCUGGAAAUCGAGGACCUGGAGGAUGGAGCUAAAGAGGAUGACCAAUCUGAGGCUGAGGAUGGGUAUGAAGAUGAAGAUCUGAGGGACAUCAGGGCCUCCAUGGAGAGGCUGUUGCAGGAAGAAGGCAACAUGGCGAGAAGCCCCCCAGUUUUUGGAGCAGGAGACUUUAAUGGGAACCCUCCAGAGGAUGGAGACCAGGAGCUUCUCAACACGAUCACAACUGAAAUUGAUCAGGACAACAGUCUGAUGGCUGUAGAUAAUGAUGAUGAUGAUGAUGAGGAAGAUGAGGAUGAGGAAUUCUCUAAUGGGAGUCCUGGAGCUGAGGAAGCAGGGGAGUUGCUUUCUAAUGGUGUUGGAGAAGAGCAUCCCAAUAACAACAAGCAGCUCAAUGAAGAAUGGCAUUCAGAUGGCAGUGGAGAAGACCAGGGGGGUGAGGCGGACCAUCAUGACAGCAUCUUCAGUCGCCUGGAAGAGCUUCGGUUCAACCUGGAACAGCAGAUGGGUUUUGAGAAGUUCAUUGAGGCCUACAACAAGAUUAAAGCUAUACAUGAAGAUGAAGAUGAGAAUAUUGAGCUGGUCUCUGGUUUGGUGUCCAACAUUUUGGGAACUGAGCACCAGCAUCUGUACCCUAACAUCCUUCACCUGGUGAUGGCAGAUGGGGCAUACCAAGAAGACAACGAUGCGUAAUGUUUUGUGUAACAGAGCUGCUGGCAGUCAUCUGACGUCUUCCCACAACACUUAAUGUUGACAGAAGGAUCUAUGCAUGAAGUGUGGCUGCCUCACAUUUCAAUGUGUCAGGCUGGGCUGCAUGAUGUAGACCUAGACUGUACUGACCAUCAGCGCCUGGAACUCGUUCUAAACAGUGUUUACUCAGACCUGUCUCAUUGUCAGAUCUAUGUUUUAUAUAGUCAAAGUUAAUUUCAAGCUUCUGUAAAUAUGUCAUCAAAUGAGUGACAUCUAUGUUUCAG